Molecule: messenger RNA, 822 nt
Organism: Fusarium poae
Lineage: Eukaryota; Fungi; Ascomycota; Sordariomycetes; Hypocreales; Nectriaceae
Exons: 1
Coding region: 1-822 (273 amino acids)
Biological process (GO): base-excision repair
Cellular component (GO): nucleus
Molecular function (GO): catalytic activity; DNA binding
Source: RefSeq, a predicted model, not a curated record
AUGAUCAAGAAUCAACAGAAAUACCCAACAUUAAAAACACCUGGUAAAACGAAAACAACGGCCAAAUAUUCCAAACAACAGAAAUUCACUCGAAAGUCCUCAAACAUCGUUAUUUCAGCUGCCCGUAUCCCUACCAUCCAUGCACCAAGAUUCGGCCUCAUCCAAGAAACCUUGUCAACAAAUCUCUACGCACUUCUUGUUGCCACAGUUCUCUGGAAUCGUACUCGCGGUACUCAAGCCCGACCCGUCUUUGACAAACUCAUCUCCAAGUAUCCAACGCCUACUCAUCUCGCUGCAGCUUCCUUCGUGGAUCUUGCAGAACUUAUCCGUCCCAUAGGGUUGUACAAUUCAAGAGCUGCACGAUUUAUCGCAUUUGCUAAAGCAUGGGUUGAGAAUCCCCCACACAAGACGAAAAGAUACAGGAAGUUGCAUUAUCCAAUUAAAGGAGACGGAAGCGAUGUUGGCAAGAAUGAGGUCUUGGAUGAGGAUGACGAGAGGCAGGGUUGGGAAGUAGCUCAUCUUCCUUCCCUUGGACCUUAUGCUAUCGAUAGUUAUCGAAUUUUCCAUCGCGAUAUGCUAAGAGGUCUAGCAAAAGAUUGGAACGGGGACAAAUCAGAACCAGGCUUUGAACCAGAAUGGAAAAGAGUAGUUCCACUGGACAAAGAACUCCGGGCAUUUCUCCGCUGGAUGUGGUUGAAGGAAUCAUGGAUCUGGGACCCAGAGACGGGAAACAAAGUCAAGGCUUCAGCUGAAAGGUUGGAAUCUGAGAGGCUGCGGACUAGGAGUUUAUCGCCGGAGGGAUUUCGAGUUGUUCGACGGUAG